Molecule: messenger RNA, 2032 nt
Organism: Vitrella brassicaformis
Lineage: Eukaryota; Vitrellaceae
Source: the annotation of a GenBank genome assembly
CAUGCACCUUCUGCAAGAUGAUGCACAAUCCCCACGAGCCGUAUGUCUUCCUGCGCAAGAAGAAGGUCGACCGCUCACGCGACGCAUCGCACUCCCCCACUGCUCGAAAGACGCCCCACUACCGCCGCAGCACCAGGAACCGCAGAAAAGACUACGACAGUGAAAGCCCUGACCAUGACACUGACAGCUCACAAGACUCUUACACGAGCCCCCCAAGAGCGCCAGAGCCAAGAGCACGGGUCGAGGAAGAGAUCGUCCCCGAGCCCGGCACUACGUCGUCUGUCAAGCUUCCAGACGCGCCACUGGCACGUGGGGUCACCGUGUCGUUCCGAGUCGGCGAGCGAGUGAGCCCUGACUCCAGGAUCGACAAGAAGAAGAGGAGAAGAGCGAGCAGAAGGGCGACCCAAUGGCAUGCCGCCAGUGCCCAGUCGCAGAGCGAUGUGUCCGUGUCAGCCGACAAGAAGAAGCUGCUGUCCUUCCACAAGAACCUCACCGAGAGAGAGAGCCUGAGGGAGCAGGUGCGUGUUCUCCAGCAGGGGUGCAGAGACCUGGAGGAGCGUCAUCAGGCCUUGAAGCGGGAGGCGGUUGAGAAGAAGGCUGAGUGUGAGGGGCUCAGACGACAGCUGGCGGACACGCAGGCUGCAUUGGCGGAGAAGGAUCACAGCCUGGAGGAAAUGAAGGUACCGAACAUGCAUGUCUCGAGACAUAUACACACCACGCCAGUGCUGCUUCUCUCCUUGGUAUCAGGGGCUUCUCGAGGACACUCGCGCCCAGAACGUUGCCCUGCAGACGCAUUACGAUGACCUCGUCCUCGAGUGCAGCCAGCCAGAGUGCGUUACGGUAGUUGAAGCCAGGCAACAGUUGGCGCCCCCUGAAUGUCCCUUUAUCUUUUGUCAGGUCUGAUACCCGUGCCGACGUGGUUACCCUCGACUCGUUUCUGGAUCUCAACAGUCCAUCGGGCAGUGCGUCCAAGUCGCCCACGCGACGUUUCCGUGCGUCAUGGCCCGGGGGAGCGUCUUUCUUGAUGAGCUCAGCUGUGAGAACAGAGACCUGCAGCAGCGGAUCGAUCAGCUCGAGAGAGAGAACCAAGGUCAGCGAGAAAAGGAGCCGCCACAACAAUGUCACACUGCUGAGACAUGAUGUUGCCUUCAGUGUUGCGACAAAGGAAUGUUGUAAUGGCCAAGGCGGCCGUCGAUGCUCACGACUCUGUCUCCCUGGGAACCAGCGCAGAAGGUGGGGAGUGAGACGCACACAUGGACUGCACUCAAACGUUGCGCCUCUGUCCGUUGCCAGGAGAGGCUGCAAGGUCUUUGUGUCCUCGGCAGGUGUGCCUUCUCCCCUGCAUCCGUCUGCUCCACCGGCGGACAGACUCGGGGCCGCACUGACGGAACUGCAGGCGGAAUGCAGCCGACAGCAGACGGACCUUGGAAAGGUUUUCGAUAUCCGGGACCGGCUGAGAGCGGAGAAUGAGGACCUCAAGACACGCUGCGCUGAGCUGCAGGAUGUAGUCGACAGGAUGCGCAAGAGCAUCGCAGGUGGGUGCCACGAUCCAUGUCUCCUCUCCCCAUUCGUCUCCACGUCUCUCUCUCUCUGUCUCUGUCUCGCCGCACAUUAUGCAUUGCAGAGCCAGCCUCCACACGUGCAUCUUCACGGUCCAUAUGUUGGGGCCGGCCCUGCACGGGUGCUCGUUUCGACGCAAUCAAGGCAAUGUGCUGCCCCACCGGCGUCGUCCGCCGGAGACAGGACAGCAAGGGCAAUGAGUACUAUAGCAUCUAUGACGACUAUGGGGAGAGCGAGAGUGAGGGUGAGAUGGAGGGCGAGGAAGAGGGGCAGGAGCUGGCAGAGCUGAAUGACCCGUCUAAGCCGCCCAGUCCUGCACAGAGUGCAACUAGUGCUGCCAAGGCGAAUGUGUGACGUGUGCUGUAGGCCAUGGCAUUGUGAUAUUUGUUUGUGGCGUGGAAACAAUCAAUCAAUGGGAUUUUGGACUUCUCUUCUGCCUGCUGUUAUGUCGGUCGCAAGCAAUUCAUCACUA